UGAGGCGUCCAGGCUCACACCCCCCACAAAUCUCCGCCUCCUCGUCCCCCUUCCUAUAUAUACACGUAUCGGCAGACGCCCUCUCCUACUCACCAAUCACCAUCUCCAAGCGCCAAAACAAACGUUCUGUGAUUUCUUCGCAACCGACUCUCUCUGCUCCCGCCGAUCUCUCAAUAUCUCGCCGGCCACCGCAUUUCCUUCCUCCUCCUCGCCUGUUUUUCUCUUUGAUUUUGGUGUUUCGUUGUUUGAAGACGGAGGAAAUGAGGAUUAAGGAGGAUUCUUCGUAUGAUAGGAGUGUCGAGGAAGCGGAAGGAGAGGAAACGACGUCGCAAUGCUCGAUUGGAGUUUUGCAGCAGCAGCAGAGGAAGCUUGUUGUCGUCGGUUACGCGCUUACCUCGAAGAAGACGAAGAGCUUUUUGCAGCCGAAGCUCGAAGGUUUGGCGAGGAAUAAGGGGAUAUUAUUUGUUGCAAUUGAUCAAAACAGACCACUCUCAGAACAAGGUCCUUUUGACAUUUUGUUACAUAAGAUGACAGGAAAGGAGUGGCGCCAGAUUCUUGAGGAAUACCGGCAGACACAUCCAGAGGUCACAGUUCUUGAUCCUCCAGAUGCCAUACAACAUUUACAUAAUCGACAAUCAAUGCUCCAGUGUGUUGCUGAUAUGAAUUUGUCUGACUCCUAUGGGAAGGUUGGUGUUCCCAAGCAAUUAGUUAUCAAAAGAGAUGCAUCAUCCAUUCCUGAGGCAGUUAUUAAAUCUGGGCUGAGCUUGCCCCUUGUGGCAAAACCAUUGGUUGCUGAUGGAAGUGCUAAGUCACAUGAACUAUCACUUGCAUAUGAUCAAUAUUCUCUCCGGAAAUUGGAACCUCCACUGGUGCUUCAGGAGUUUGUUAACCAUGGAGGUGUUCUCUUCAAGGUUUAUAUUGUUGGGGAAGCCAUAAAAGUUGUCAGGCGCUUCUCUUUACCUGAUGUCACCAAAUGGGAGCUCUCUAAAAAUGCAGGUGUUUUCCGGUUUCCACGGGUUUCCUGCGCUGCAGCUUCUGCUGAUGAUGCAGAUUUGGAUCCCAGUGUUGGUGGUGAGUCAUUCUUAGCUUCUUUUGACCAUCCUUGGUAUAUAAAAUAUAAAUGUUUAGUUAUGGGGCUGUAUCGGAAAUUCCUACGAAGAAGUUAUCAUCUGGUGGUGGGUUGGAUUAAUUACUUAUGUUGAGUUCCAGGUUCUUGUUCCCUCAUCAUUUCAUCAACCCUCUUUGAAUUGUGUAAGGAUUUUUUCAAAUGGCAACUGAAUUGGUGUUUUUAUAAGUUGUGUUAACCAUUACUUCUAAGAUUUUGGCAGAGCUCUCAAAGACUUAUUUUUGUCUAUUGCAGAGCUUCCUCCACGACCUCUACUUGAAAGACUAGCCAAGGAACUACGUCGUGGACUGGGACUAAGGCUAUUCAAUUUAGACAUAAUCCGGGAGCAUGGAACCAGAGAUCAUUUCUAUGUCAUUGACAUUAAUUACUUCCCUGGCUAUGGGAAAAUGCCAGAGUAUGAACAGAUAUUUACGGACUUCCUCUUGAGUCUGGCGCAGAGCCAAUAUAAGAAAAAAUCCUGCUAACAAUUAUUGAAACCGUGCUCCCCAAAGCACCGCAUAUUCUCAGGGUGUACAGAAGAUGGGGUCUUCUACUUGCUUUAGAAGCCAGUAACCCCUCCUGGCUCCUGGAGGGGGCCACCUGUGAAGAGACUCCUGACCUCCCAACUUGUGUAAUUAUAACUGGCUCCAGGACAACCCUGCUUAGGACUUCAUCAUGUAUAAUGUUCUUAAUCCAACUUGAUCUGGUUGUGGCUGGAUUCCUUUUAUACCUUUUAACCUUGUGCAGUUUCUGGGUGAUACAGACAGUCGGUGAAACACAGCACCCCAUGUUCUGUAUACACUUUUUCUCGUUUCUUGUCUUGCAUCCAGCAACGUACAUUUAGAUCACCUGAUGUAAAUGUAUGCUAAAGGUCUGGAACAACAUCUGUCUUCUUUAGCUUGUUUCUUGGUUCUUAGUUCACGAAAUGUUCGUUCUAACGUCUAGGAACAACUAGUCUUUUAUGGUAAUUGUAAUUUAUAACACUAGUCUUUUAUGGAAGAUCGCUAGGGAGUUAUGUUCUCUAGGAGCGGUAUGUACAUAACUUAAGUUGGUUAUAUGAAAAGGCUAUAUCCCUAAUGAUAAACACCAAACCAAUCUCCCAACAAGAAUAAUCAUUUCAAGAGCAUGACACUAUUGUGAAUAUUGGGGGCAUUUCAAAAUUGUGCUUGCUUUUUGUAUCCAAUUUGAUUCAUGCAAGCAGUAGCCGGAAACAUGAUAAUUAUGAGAUUAAAAUUUUGCCUGAUUA
Molecule: messenger RNA, 2351 nt
Organism: Rubroshorea leprosula
Lineage: Eukaryota; Viridiplantae; Streptophyta; Magnoliopsida; Malvales; Dipterocarpaceae
Source: the annotation of a GenBank genome assembly